Messenger RNA from Hypoxylon trugodes, 3106 nucleotides. RefSeq lists its product as uncharacterized. The transcript has 2 exons. Gene Ontology annotation, biological process: regulation of DNA-templated transcription; DNA-templated transcription. Bases 196 to 3051 code for a protein of 951 amino acids. The record is from RefSeq and is a predicted model, not a curated record. Lineage: Eukaryota; Fungi; Ascomycota; Sordariomycetes; Xylariales; Hypoxylaceae. Gene Ontology annotation, molecular function: DNA-binding transcription factor activity, RNA polymerase II-specific; DNA binding; zinc ion binding.
GCUGUUAAGAAUAGCACAAUCUACUGGCCCUAUCAGCGGAACUAUUCCUAUAAUAACAAUCAAUUUACCGAUUUCAAAUCUUGCUUGUGGACCCAUAUCGUAAUUCCUCUCGAUACCCAACUGUUUUUUCCGAGAGUAAUACAAUACCUACCUAGUCAUUCCUACAAGGCCCAUCCUUUUCCCUCUCUUUAUUAGAUGGAUCCUUCUAAGCAAACAAUUCAUCAGUCUGAUGAUACAGACAUUACAGCACAGCAGGUUUGGAAACCGGAUCUUCCCCAUCAUUUCGCCCACCCCGGCGCUGGGGCUAUUCCUGUCAAUCCAGGCUUCAUUCACGGGCUACCUGGACCCAUUCCUGGAGCAUAUGAUGCGUUAGAUAACCUUGCUUCCGCCGCGGCAAUCUCCGAUUCGUACGCCAUGCAAUCCCAGGCCUCAUCGUCGAGUCAAAGGGCUCCGGGGUUGGAGGGGCCGUCUGCCUUCAUAUCUAAUGAAAGCUCCGCCCCUGGAACGUCAACAACAACCGCGCAGCAAAGAGAGCAAAUAAAAGCCAAGCGCCGUGUUCCAAACUCCCAGCGGAAGAGAACUCAGGUCAGCUGCGACGCUUGUAAAACACGGAGAUGCAAAUGUGUACGACUCAACACUACUCCGGGACCUGGUGACCUGGCUCCCUGUAAAUUGUGCACCGAGACUGGGAUUCCGUGUGUUACUUCAAUGCCGCGGAAACAGCGAGUCUACGGCAGUGUCGAAAAUUUGGAUAAAAGAUACCGUGCUCUCGAGGCCUUGGUAUCGGGCAUAUGCCCAGAGCUAAACCCUAGGGCUUCAGCGGAAGAAAUAGUAGCUUUUGGGCGAGAAAGGGCGAUUGAAAUGCCUGAGUUCGGUGAAUCGUCUGACCAAAGCCUACGUAUAUCAUCCGAGCCUGCCAUCAAGCCAGAGGGGACUGAAUCCUAUCAACACGCCACGGAUCUUAAGAGAGAAAUAUCGAAUCCAAACUUGAUCAUAGCGGGAACCGACAACGACAAAACCAUAUUGCCUCCUUCGUACCUCGCGAAAUUCGGACAAGUCGCAUCCCCGCAACCUUCAACUUCAUCGGCUGUGGAGAGUGUUAUAGACUCUAGCGCUGAGAAUACUGGUCUCAUUUUGGAUGCUACUGGUAGGCCACAUUACAUAGGACCGUGUGGUAGUCUUGCUUUCUUCGGAAGAAUGCGUGAUAUUUUUACACAGCGAUUCGAAGAUUCGGCGAGUUUACUGGUUGAUAGAGGUCCGUUCUUCGUUAACAACCCUUUAGCCGCGUCGCUGGGCGGAACUGGGGAUCGCGGGCGCGCUGCCGGGUCCCCUUCCGGGCGGGGCUCUUCUAGCCCUCCAGGUCAUAACCUAGACCAUCUUGAUGGUGAUUCUCCACCCCAGAUCUGCGAAGACAUGCUGAAGAACCAUCCCAAUGACCCUGAGUUCUGGAGAUACCGCAAACGGGUAUCCGAGCUUGAGCUACCAUCUCGGGAGCAUGCCGACGCUUGUAUUCAUGCUUUCUUCCAAUACGUCCAUCCGAAUUUCAUCCUCUUCCAUCGACAUACCUUCCAGAGAGCAUACGAGAAGAUGUGGCGCUGCUGGGAUUCGCACAGAAACCAAGGGUCGAAUGUUCGUGCCAAAGAGAUAUCCGUCUCAGUUGGUUGGCUUUGUUGUCUAUACAUGAUGUUUGUCCUAGGGUCCAGAGCGCUGCCACAGAGUAGCGAUUCCCUUGAAUUCCAGCGGAAGUGGUUUGCAGUCGUGGAUAAGCUACCUCCAUUACUUGGUACUUCGAGCCUUCCGAACGUGUGUGCGUAUAUGCUUCUUUCAUUAUACUACCACAACACCAAUGAUCGAACUAGCGCGUGGACAUUUCAAGGUGCGGCAUGUCGACUUGCGAUAGCGCUUGGUAUGCAUAGGGAAAGUUCGUCAGGUCUCUUUGACACGGUUGAGAGACAACAUCGCAAGUUAGUUUGGUGGACGUUGUAUGGUUACGAACAAUUUUUAUGUUGCUCACUUGGGCGACCCAGCGCGAUUGAUGAUAGAGAAAUGGAUGUGGGGAUCCCGCAUGACGAGUACAUGGACGCGAACCUUCUCCCUCCUAGGUACAUUGAGCACUCAGCUCAAUUGAAUAUGCUGCUCGCUGCCACCAGGCGCGGCAUUUUCGAUCCGGGCUUUGCCCCGGGGAGGAGAUACUCCAGAGCUCUGGAGUUCCUAGAAACCGUGGCAGGUUGGAACGAAAAUCUUCCGAAAGGGCUCAGACCCGAGGUCCUAGAGGCUAGCCUAGAUGGUUAUGAUCACCAGUGGCGCAGCGCUACGCUACUUCACGUACGGUAUCACCACACACUUUGCUUUUUGACCCGACCAUUUCUGUUUGAGACCAUUCAGUCUUCCAAUGGCGACGAUCCACUCGGCCCUGACGCAGCCAAGAUAAGAGCACUGAGUAAGAUCUGUCUGACCGGCGCAAUGCGUUGUGGAUACUUGAUAGUCAAAUUGUGGCGCGCAGGUCAGGUAAAUGGGGUCACAUGGAUAGAUAUCUACUAUGCAUACAUGUGUAGUUUAGAUAUAUCGCUCGCCCUCCUCUCGCCAGGCGCACUACGACAAGGCGAAGCGCACCCAGAGAUCCGCAACCCGAAUCUUAUACAAUACUAUACGGUAGAGGAUAUGAAGGAUAUUGUAAGGAAUCUCUGCGAAGUUAUGUCGACCAUCGACGUAUGCGGAACAAACGCUAGGUUCGCAAAGGCGGCAUUCGAAUUUGCAAGCACCCUUGCGAUUAUCCCAAUAGAAAAGGUUCUGUCGUUAGGCCUACAACCCUCCGAUGCGAAGGUGGCGCCUGGAGAUGAGAUUUCGAAUGAUGCAAGUCGGACUAUUGGAGUGCUGAGAGACCAUGCAUUUACUGGAGAACAGAGGCCAGGUGCUGAAGCUGGGGUGCUUGACCAGGGCAUGGCCGGAAUACCUGGCUAUUACCCGGCGACUGGUAUGAACCUAGACUUCCAAGGAAAUUAUAACUACCCCCAGAAUGACACGAUGGGUAACAUGCAAUGGGAUAUGUGAGAUAUUGCCGCCUUCACAAUGGAAUGGCGGCACUUUGAACAUGGAUUUGGACUGG